GUUGGCAUCCUUAUAUUCUUACAAAUAAUAUAGGUUGUCAAGGAAAUAUCAAUUCAAAUACUGAAGAUUGUUAUGUUACGAUAAUGCAAUAUUAUGCUUAUUGUUUGCAAUUAAGACAUUAUACACUUAAUAAUGAUAAUACUGUGAAUGAGAUUCAUCAAUAUAUUGAUGCACGUUAUGUAUUAGCACAUGAGUCUAUUUGGCCUCCUGAUGUUAUACAUUUAGUUGUUCAUCUUCCUGGUCAACAUUUAGUUACUUUUACUGAUAAUAAAUCUUUGGUCAAUGUUGCUCGACGAGCACAAAACCAAAAAUCUACUUUAACAGCAUG
This is a messenger RNA of Racocetra fulgida, 328 nucleotides long. NCBI's taxonomy places the organism in Eukaryota, Fungi, Glomeromycota, Glomeromycetes, Diversisporales, Gigasporaceae. The record is from the annotation of a GenBank genome assembly.